UUUAAGGUAGUGGCUUUGGAUAAACGCUCUAACAAGAUAGUGAAAUUAUGUACUCCAAGCUGGCAUGGCUGAUUGUGAUCCAGAUCCUGCGGAACAAACAGGCUCUGUGCAGGGUCCCACCUCCUGCCCUGCCUAGUCACACUCUGCUUCCAGAAACUGACUUACCUGAAGAGGUAGAGGAGGCAGCCCAACAGGAGCACCAGUAUCUGCUUGGAUCCCAAAUCCAGCUUGGUCUCUCAUCUGCAGAAAAGUCUGUUCCUGUAUCAGUCGCUGCACAAGAACAGGAGAGAGUCCAUUCUGCCAAACAUAUGAUAUCAGUCCUCAAUGUGAAGCUUCAGGGGCAAAUUCAAGAUCAUCUCCACAUUCAGGGGAAUGCCAUCUGUCAGGAACUGCUGUCUGCCAGCACUGUGGAUGACCCUUUGUCUUGCAUCUUGCCCCAGGAGCUACUGGGUCUCUCUUUAGUGCCUGUGUUGGUGGUGGCAGGCUGCCCAAAGGAAGCUCAGAGCUUGACACUGAAGCUGUAUGACCUGCUGGGAGUGGCUGAUACAGAAGAACUCUUGACAGAGGUGGUAAGCCUGAUAGACAAGAGAAUGAGCGAGUCAGCAUCUGUACCUGCAUCUGCAUCAGCAGCAUCACCUUCAGAGAGGGACCAAGCUGGGCACCACAUAGAGGCUGUGAUGUUUAAUAUCCAGCAACUGGUGUUGGUUGGAGAAGGUACCUCUAAGCUGGAAGGACACUAUGAGGGUUGGACCAGGGUGAAUGGAACAACUUUGGUAGGAACAGCUGCGGAAGGAGCCACAGGUAGACUGGAGGAGGCAGUGAGUUGCUGUGAGAGACUGGGAGUCCUGUGCAGUGGUGUGACUAGCAGUGGGCUGUUCACAUCUGGGAUAUACCAUGCAGUGUUGAAAAAGGGCAGUCGUAUUCUGCCAUCUGAAUCCCCAGAAUCUGAAUGUUGGAUCCAUCGGUGCAACAUGGAGGAGGAUGUUUCAAAUCCUGCUGCUUUAGGGCGACGGAUAAAGCGCAGUCCCCAGAGGAGUUGUAUCAACAAAGGUGAGGAGCAUGUGCACAAGGUGGUGGAGUGGAUCCCUGCAGUCAGCACCCUCUACAACCUCGGCACAGCUGUGUAUUAUGCAUCAGUUAACUGCCCCGACACAGCCAAGGAUGCCAUUGACCUGGGCACAGAUGCUCUCAUGGUCGCCACAGGGGGGACAGCUGGGGCAGCAGGUUACGCCCUGGGUGCAGGGGUGAAAACCGGUGUGAAAGCUGGAGUUGGGUAUCUGCUCAGCUCCAUGAGGCAUGAAGAUGAUGUGCUGAUGAAUGGGUCCAGCUGGCAGGAGGGUGACAUCACCAUCUAGUAGACUGAACAUACAAGCAGCUUUCUCUGUU
This is a messenger RNA of Monopterus albus (swamp eel), 1386 nucleotides long. RefSeq names its product apolipoprotein F (gene apof). The record is from RefSeq and is a predicted model, not a curated record. Gene Ontology annotation, biological process: cholesterol metabolic process. NCBI's taxonomy places the organism in Eukaryota, Metazoa, Chordata, Actinopteri, Synbranchiformes, Synbranchidae.